Molecule: messenger RNA, 1398 nt
Organism: Cherax quadricarinatus
Lineage: Eukaryota; Metazoa; Arthropoda; Malacostraca; Decapoda; Parastacidae
Source: RefSeq, a predicted model, not a curated record
CUCUGACAGUGGUUGUGCUACGCCGCCUGGACCCACUGCUUCCUUAUACCUAUCGUGCCGCCGCCAUCCCUCGACACCCUCUGCUCUGUAAUGCAAGAUGAGGAGCGGAGGCGGCGUUUUCCCGGCCGCGCUGCUUCUCGGCCUCCUGCUGCAGUAUGCGCUAGGUUUUGUGGCACGGGAGGCCAUGGAGGACUUUUAUGGCACAGACAUGUAUGGGGGUGCUGAGGCCACCGUACAACACAAAAAGGAGAUCAAGAGAGUCUGGCCACAACAGCACGAAUUAGGGUGUGAGUGUGGUGAUGGAGUGCUAGGUUGCAUCGAUGAAGAUGCCUUAUGCUCCUGUGUGGGACCAACGCUCCUCUGUGACGGCCACUUCGAUUGUCCAGGCGGAGAGGACGAGCACUCCUGCCCCCCUGAAGAGUGUACAGAGUUCCGGUGUUCUAACGGGAAGUGCAUCUCAAAGGAAGAACUGUGUGACACCUUCGAUAACUGUGGUGACCAGACUGACGAGCGCUUCUGCAACAUACCUCCAUUAGUACAAAACUGCACAGGACCCGACCAGUUUAACUGUACAAAUGGUGAUUACUGUAUCCCGGUCAUCUGGCGCUGCGAUGGAGAUUUUGAUUGCCAUGACAAGUCUGAUGAGGCUGAUUGUCCGUCAACCAGCUGCAGUUUCUCGUACCACAUGUGUGGAGACGGCCACUGCAUUGAACGAUCUUGGCUCUGUGAUGGUGAACCUGACUGCCCUGAUUCAUCAGACGAAAAAUUCUGCAAUACAGUUGUACAAAGCACGUGCAGUGCGGACCACGUAGCGUGCGCGACGGAGGGUCGUUGUGUGAUGAAACAUUACGUUUGUGACGGUGAGGACGACUGUGGUGACUGGUCCGACGAGCACAACUGUAACGUGACUACUUGUUACCUUGAUGAUUUCAGGUGUGAGUCUGGGAUGUGUAUCGACGCUCAGUGGGUGUGUGACGGUGCGUACGACUGUGAGGGCGGUGAAGAUGAGGCUACCUGCCCUCACCCUUCUACUGGCAUGCAGCCUGAGGACUGUCCCCCGGACUUCAUGUGGUGCUACCCGCAGUGCAUUGCCCCCGAGUGGAAGUGUGACGGCAAGAACGAUUGUACGGACGGUUCUGACGAAGCUGACUGCCCGGUUAUAUGUGAAGAGGAAGAAUUCAAGUGCAGAUCCUCCAUGUGUAUACCCCGAGAUGACCUCUGUGAUGGUCAUCAAGACUGUUUACAUGGUGACGAUGAGGCUCACUGCCUGACAGCAGAGUGCACGGACCUGGCUUGCUCGUACAUGUGCACAGACACUGGAGACACGUGCCUCUGUCAGCCAGGAUACACCCUCGGCCCUGACAACGUCACGUGAGUACACUGUCACACACCACCACU